UUCUCCACCAACUCUUCCCACAUGGAGAAUUACCGGAAGAGGGAAGACCUUGUCUAUCAGUCCACUGUGAGGCUACCCGAGGUCCGGAUCUCCGACAAUGGGCCCUAUGAGUGUCACGUGGGGAUCUAUGACCGAGCUACGAGGGAGAAGGUGGUCCUGGCGUCCGGCAACAUCUUCCUCAACGUCAUGUCUCCUCCCACUUCCAUCGCUGUCGUGGCUGCUGACACACCUGCCCCAUUUAGCCGCUACCAGGCUCAGAACUUCACCCUGGUCUGCAUUGUGUCAGGAGGGAAGCCGGCCCCUGUGGUUUACUUCAAGCGAGAUGGAGAGCCCAUAGAAGCUGUGUCCCUGUCAGAACCCGCAGUGGGGACAGCCGCCCUCCAGGAUGGCCGGGCAUUUCGUAGCCUGCUGCACCGUGACCUGGAUGAUACUAAGAUGCAGAAAUCCCUCUCCCUGCUGGAUGCCGAGGGCAGGGGUGGGCAUCCCUACACUGAGGGGCCCUCCCGGGGCCUGACCCCAGACCCAAGCCUCAUCCUCCAACCUACAACUGAGAACAUCCCGGAGACUGUGGUGAGCCGGGAGUUCCCCCGCUGGGUCCACAGUGCAGAGCCUGUCUAUUUCCUGCGUCAUAGCCGCGCCCCGGGCAGUGACGGCACUGUGGAGGUGCGUGCCCUGCUCACCUGGACCCUCAACCCUCAGGUGGACAAUGAGGCCCUCUUCAGCUGUGAGGUCAAGCACCCGGCUCUCUCCAUGCCCAUGCAGGCUGAGGUCACACUUGUUGCCCCCAAAGGCCCCAAAAUCAUGAUGACGCCCACCAGAGCCCGAGUGGGAGAUACCGUGAGGAUCCUGGUCCACGGCUUUCAGAACGAAGUCUUCCCUGAGCCGCUGUUCACGUGGACCCGCGUGGGGAGCCGUCUCCUGGAUGGCAGUACAGAACACGACGGGAAGGAGCUGGUGCUGGAGAGAGUGCCCGCCGAGCUCAACGGCUCCAUGUACCGAUGCACGGCCCAGAACCCCCUGGGCUCCACCGACACCCACACCCGCCUCAUCGUAUUUGAAAACCCAAAUAUCCCCAGAGGAACAGAGGACUCCAAUGGUUUGGCUCCCAGCCCCAUUGGGGCCAGGCUGACUUGGGUGUUCGCCCUCACAGUGAUCCUUGAGUUGACGUGAAGGCCCGGGACCCCUGUCCUCUCGGUGGCUCCAUCCGCCAUCCACAUCUCCGUCCAUCGGUCGGGUUUCAUUUCUUUUCUAAAACUAUUUCCAAGUCUUGUUCUCGGUCUCUUUCUGUCUGUGUCUUGGCUUCCUCGGUCAGUUUAAUUAAAAGAAACGAA
Molecule: messenger RNA, 1331 nt
Organism: Vombatus ursinus (common wombat)
Lineage: Eukaryota; Metazoa; Chordata; Mammalia; Diprotodontia; Vombatidae
Gene: IGSF21
Product: immunoglobin superfamily member 21
Exons: 8
Coding region: 22-1170 (382 amino acids)
Biological process (GO): homophilic cell-cell adhesion; heterophilic cell-cell adhesion
Cellular component (GO): adherens junction
Source: RefSeq, a predicted model, not a curated record